ACCUCUUUAACCAAACUCCAUAAUUUUCCUCUUCAAUCAACUCAAGUUAAUGUUUUCAUUUCUUCAUUAUUCAAGAAAAUAUAAAGAAAUUUCCUCCAUCUCCAAGCUAGGCUUCACGAUCUCAAUUUAAGUAACGGCAGAUCUGGAAGAUCGAACUUCCAAAACUUAUAAUUCUUCGAUUCUUUAAUUUUCACGGAAAAAGACCUAACUUAAAUUUAUCUGUGUUUGUAACAUACUUAAAUUGGAUUUUCUUGUGUUUUUACAUCCUGAUUUCUUGAUUUAUGUUUGUUGUUGUCACCGAUUUUGGAUCUAAUUGUUUCAAUAAAGUAAGAGAACACGAAACAGAAUUGGAAUCCGAAACCCUAGAUUUUUCAACGAUGGGGAACGAAGAAGAGGAGAUUAAUAAUAAUAAUAACAGUAAUAGUACUAAUAAUAAUGAUAAUACAGAAGAGGUAGAAGACGUUGAAGAAGGUGAAAUAUCCGAUACGGCGUCGGUUGAAGAGAUCAGUGCAGAAGAUUUUAACAAGCAAGAUGCGGCUGAAAAAUCAUCAAUUAGUAAUAAAGAGACAACGAAGCAAAAAGAAGAAGAACAAGGAGGUAACGGUAAUAAUAAUAAUGGAAAUGGAAGGGUAUGGACGAUGAGUGAUCUGUACAGGUAUCAGAUGGGAGGUGGUUACGUGUCCGGUUUGUAUAAUCUUGCGUGGGCUCAAGCAGUACAGAGUAAACCUGGUAAAAGUAGUAAACCGUUAAAUGAGUUGUUAGUUGAAGAAGUGGACGAGAAUUCUAAGCGAUCUUCUUCACCUUCGUCUUCUGUUAAUAGUAAUGGGAUGGUUAAUGGUCAUGAUAAUGACAGUAAAGAAGAGGGGGAGUUAGAGGAAGGUGAGAUUGAUUUCGACAUGGAACCCACUGAGAAAGUUAAUAACGGGACUCAAAAUGGGGAUGUUCCGAAUAGUGAUGAUGAUCAUGUAAUGAAAUUUGAUGGGUCAGAGGUUGAGGUUUUUGAAAAGAAAUUGAGUGGAAUUCGAGAAGUUUUGGAGAGUGUAACUGUGUCUGAAUCUAGCAGAUCAUUCGAUGAAGUUUGCAAUAAACUGUGCUAUGCAUUGGACGGCUUGCGGGAAGUUGUAAAUGAAGAUAAUGUUCCCUUUAAAGAUGAUCUUAAGCAAUUGUCAUUAACUUCUGUUGGAGUUCUUAGUUCUGUUUUUUCCUCCAUGAACUACAAAACCAAGGAAUGUUAUAAAGACAGUUUUUCAAGACUUCUUUCCCUUGUAAAUAGCUGUGUUCCUUUGCUCUUCACCACUGAGCAUGCCAAAGAGAUAGAGGCCUUUCUCCCCUCUCUGCCUUCUUCUGGAGUUUGCUUGAGUUCUAUAUCUAGUGAAAAGGAGAAAGAAACACCGAUUUCCAGCAUGGUGAAUAAGAGGGAUAAUGAUGUCGUUGGUAGAACUGUAAUUUAUGAUUUGAGUACUAUGGAUAAGUUUUCUACUGAUCCAUCUAUUAACAAUAAAGCAAACACGUCUCUUGAAGCUCCAAAACCGGGAGUAUCUAUUUUUAAGAGCAGAGCUGUUUUGCUCCCUUUGUUAGACCUUCACAAAGAUCAUGAUGAAGAUAGUCUUCCAUCACCCACACGAGAAGCUGCACCUCCUCUACCUGUACAUAGAGUAUCAACACAAAAGUUGGUUCUUGACUCUCGAAAUUCUAGAAUGCAUCCAUAUGAAACAGAUGCACUAAAAGCCGUCUCUAGCUACCAGCAAAAGUUUAGUAGAAGCUCAUUUGCUUUGAAUGAUAUGCUUCCUAGCCCAACCCCUUCAGAGGAAUCCGGAAAUGAAGAUGGCGAUAUAGGUGGUGAAGUUUCUAGCUCUUCAAUUGUUAGUAACUUUAAACCUGCAAAUACACUGAAUUUAGGGCAGGCUACUGGUUCUAUAGCUCGUUCUCCAUCGGAUGGUUCUGGUAUGGCAGGAGUAUUCAUAAGUAAAAGUGCACCACUGAGUUCUACCCCUAGUUUAACUGCAAAAGCCUCAGCAAAGAGUCGAGACCCUAGGCUUCGGUUUGUUAGUACUGAUUCCAACGCGUCGGACCAAAAUCAUCGCUCCUUGCCUGUGGACAAUGCACCCAAAUCUGAACCUGUUGGAGGAAUCAUUAAUUUAAAAAGGCAGAAAUCUGUUGAUGAUCCUCUUGCGGAUGCCAAUUCAUUAAAAAGGCACAGGAAUUUAUUGGAAAAUUCUGCAACCGUCAGGGAUGUAAAAACCGCAGCUGGAAAUGGUGGUUGGUUAGAGGAGAAUGAUAUUGUUGGACCUCAAACAAAUCAAUUGGUAGACAAUGCUAAAUCUAAUCCCUGGAGAACAGAUAGUGGAGGUUCUUGUACUAGUAGUAGUUGUGGUAUAUCUAGUGCGAGUAUUAGUGGAAUUGAGCAGAUACCACUUGCAGGAAUUAGUGUACCUAUUGGAGGUGAGCAGGUGCCUCUGACAGGUACCAAUGCAGCAUUUAUACCUGAUUUACUGAAAAAUAUUGCCGUAAAUCCAACAAUGCUGAUAAAUAUACUGAAAAUGGGACAACAACAAAGAUUAGCAUUAGAGGCUCAGCAGAAGCCUAUUGAUUCUGCCAAAAUGACAUCUCAUUCUACGAAUUCAAAUUCAGUUCUGGGAACUGUACCUGUUCAGGGUGCUGCUAUUCCGCAGCCCUCAGGGACUGUGAUGAAAACAGUUCAGGUUCCAUUUCAACCAGUUAAUCAGGAUGAAUUGGGGAAAAUUCGAAUGAAACCACGGGAUCCUCGUCGCAUUCUCCACAACAAUAAUCUCCAAAGGAAUGGGAGCAUGGGAUCUGAGCAUUUAAAAACAAAUGUAACCUCUUCACAUAUUAGCCAGGAGACUAAAGACAACCCGAAAUUGCAAAAGCAUGAUUGUCAAGGAGGAAUGAAGCCAGUGCCUUCACAACCUCUUGCUCCACCUGAUAUUUCCAUGCCAUUCACAAAGAGUUUGAAAAAUAUUGCUGAUAUCGUGUCUGUUUCCCAUGCAUCGACAUCUGUACCGCUUGGUCAUCAGAAGGUUGGUUCAAUGCCUGGUGUUGCAGCUGGUGCUUGUCCACAGAGCGCAUGGUUAGAUGUUGAGCAUCUCUUUGAAGGAUAUAAUGACAAACAAAAAGCUGCUAUACAAAGGGAGAGGGCAAGAAGGAUAGAUGAGCAAAAGAAAUUGUUUUCUGCACGCAAGCUCUGUCUUGUUUUGGAUCUAGAUCAUACACUUCUUAAUUCAGCCAAGUUUGCUGAAGUUGACCCUGCGCAUGAUGAGAUUUUGAGAAAGAAGGAAGAACAAGAUCGCGAAAAACCACGGAGACAUAUAUUUCGUUUUCCUCAUAUGAGCAUGUGGACAAAAUUGCGACCUGGGAUUUGGAAUUUCUUGGAAAAGGCUAGUAAACUGUAUGAGCUGCAUCUUUACACAAUGGGGAACAAGCUGUAUGCCACUGAAAUGGCAAAAGUUCUGGAUCCAACAGGGACUUUGUUCAAUGGACGAGUUCUCUCUAGGGGCGAUGAUGGGGAUCCCUUUGAUGGUGACGAGAGGGUUCCCAAGAGCAAGGAUCUUGAGGGGGUCCUCGGCAUGGAGUCUGAUGUUGUCAUUAUUGAUGAUUCCGUGAGAGUUUGGCCUCAUAACAAGUUGAAUUUGAUUGUUGUGGAAAGGUACAUAUAUUUUCCUUGUAGUAGACGGCAAUUUGGGCUGCCUGGUCCUUCUCUUCUUGAAAUUGACCAUGACGAGAGACCAGAGGAUGGGACUUUGGCUUGCUCAUUGGCGGUUAUUGAGAGAAUACAUCAGAACUUUUUCGCUCAUCCCUCAUUAGAUGAAGCAGAUGUUAGAAAUAUACUUGCAUCAGAGCAGAGGAAGAUUCUGGCGGGUUGCCGUGUUGUAUUUAGCAGGGUUUUUCCAGUUGGCGAAGCCAAUCCCCAUCUACAUCCGCUAUGGCAGACUGCUGAACAGUUUGGUGCUGUCUGCACAAACCAGAUAGACGAACAAGUGACUCACGUAGUUGCCAAUUCUCUUGGUACUGACAAGGUAAAUUGGGCUCUGUCUACUGGAAGAUCUGUUGUCUAUCCUGGCUGGGUUGAAGCAUCAGCAUUGCUUUACCGGAGGGCAAAUGAGCAAGAUUUUGCCGUUAAAACAUAAAAAUUACCAUUUUGACCUUUUAAGUAAACCAUUAACAUCCACUUUUAGUGAAAGUCAGGUUGUGAUGGGUGGAUUAUGGGGAGGACAAGGGACGGCUCGGCAUAAUUUUGACCCUUUUAGUCGGGAAUCUACUAACCACCAUCAAAUUUUCAAAUGGCCCGUAAAGCUUUAAAAGAGAAUUUUAGUUGGAGUUCAAGUUGUUGGAAUCCAAAAGUUCCCAAAAUCUGGGUCUUGCUUGCGUUUACAAUGAAAAUGAUGGAUUCAGAUUUGGUGGCCGACUUAUAUGAAAGUUACCCUAGUUAUACGAAACCAAAGAGAAGUGGUGUAGCAUUUUGGCUAACGUUAACCCAAGUUU
Messenger RNA from Mercurialis annua (annual mercury), 4500 nucleotides. Its product is annotated as RNA polymerase II C-terminal domain phosphatase-like 3. Gene Ontology annotation, cellular component: nucleus. The coding region runs from base 282 to 4145 and encodes 1287 amino acids. NCBI's taxonomy places the organism in Eukaryota, Viridiplantae, Streptophyta, Magnoliopsida, Malpighiales, Euphorbiaceae. The transcript has 12 exons. The record is from RefSeq and is a predicted model, not a curated record. Gene Ontology annotation, molecular function: RNA polymerase II CTD heptapeptide repeat phosphatase activity.